CUCCGCAGAGAACAAACCGACCACAUUAUUCAGACAGUUAUACCUGAGCGUGAAGCUAGAACGUGUAGGUGUUAGGAGUGAUCAUGUCGCAGAAAUUCUUGUUACCUGAACGCGUUAGACGCGAGCUUGAGGACUACUUGGUUCGGGAACAUGGCAUCAAAGAUGUCGACUUUAAGAUAGAACGCGCUUCAACAAAUGGUGAUAAUUUUUCAAGUGAUAUUUACCGGGUAAUCGUGAUUAGUGGCGAGAAUGAAAACUGCAAUAGUCCUGAACAGAGUCCACGAAGCAAGGUGCAGCCGUUUAGGUUCAUUUUGAAAACAUCUCCCACUGUUGAGAUUCGAAGGCAAAUGUUCAACACGACAAAGCAAUUUUUUUAUGAGCAUUACAUGUAUACAGUUGUGCUCCCGGCUUUGCGUGCAUUCCAGCUUCAACGGCUCCCUGAACAUGAGAUUUUCGACAACUACCCAAAAAUGAUAUCCGGUACUUUGGAUUUUAUGCAAGAAUACAUCGUGCUUGAAGACAUGUCUACAAAGGGCUUUGGAAAUGUUAAUCGCUCGACACCUCUAAAAUUCGAGGAAUGCGAGGCUGUUUUCAAGGCUUUGGCGAAACUGCACGCAGUUUCCUUCGCUUACAAAGAUCAGAAUCCUUCAGAACUUAAGAAACUUGUCGAACCCCUUGAAGAGAUCGUGUUCAAGACCCCUUUACAAGAAGAUUUUGAUAAUUUCCUACGUCAUAAAAUCGUCGUCGCUAUAACGACCCUGAAUGAGAACGAAGAACACAUCAAAGGACCUAUAUUGGAGUUUCAAAAGAUAUUCGGCAAAUCGAUGAUUGAAUGUACCAGUGAAAAAACGCAUGCUGCGAUACUGCACGGAGACUGUUGGAUCAGCAAUUUGUUGUUUCGGAAGGAGGAUACUCCUCCAAAACUGGAUAUCACUUUCUUGGACUGGCAAAUUGGAAGGUAUGGGACCCCCAUCAUCGACCUUUCUUAUUUCAUAUUUUGCUGCACCGACAACGAGCUUAGAAAGCGCUUACCAGAGCUAUUGGAAAUCUACUACCAAGCGCUUGCGCAGCGGAUAUCAGCUCUAGGUACUGACGCCAAUGUUGCCUUUCCCUACGCUACUUUUAAGAGUCACGUAAAGAAAUACAUGAAAUUCGGUUUUGGUAUGGCUUUGAUGUCCCUUCACACUAUCUCCUGCGAUCCAAACGAAAUGCCGGAUGUGACCGACGUCCUAGAUAACAUAGAGGAUUUUGGAGAGUUCAACAAAAUUGCAAACAUGCUAAGUGAGAGGAGUGCCUACAAGGAACGGAUGGCUGGUGUUUGCAGAGAUAUAGUUGAAUUUGGAUAUGUUUAGUGUUAAUUUCAGAGGAACCGUUUUCCAAGCAUUUGAGGCUUCAUUGAAUUGUUGUAAUGGCGCACAGUGUAGUAUUAUUGUUGUUGUGUUUCAUUUUAAAGUGUCCACGAUUUACGUUAAAUGUCGAAACUAUGUGUUAUAUUUUCAGUCUUCCUUGGAGUCCCUUGUAAAUUGUAACUAUGUAAUGUACUUAUUCCAUUUUUAUUGAGCUCCAAAUAAAGGAUAGAAAACUGAGA
Messenger RNA from Hermetia illucens (black soldier fly), 1588 nucleotides. RefSeq lists its product as uncharacterized. The coding region runs from base 84 to 1352 and encodes 422 amino acids. Lineage: Eukaryota; Metazoa; Arthropoda; Insecta; Diptera; Stratiomyidae. The record is from RefSeq and is a predicted model, not a curated record. The transcript has 4 exons.